AUGGUAGACCCAAGCGGCUUCAGUGUCCGGCCACCAAAAGGCCCCGAGGAGGUAAAGUCCCUCUGGUGGCCAUGGAUGCAAUCGCUAGGCUGGAACCGCGCCGAAGAAGACUUCACCACCCACUGGCACUCCUCCGGCGGCAACUACAUCGUCCUCACCCACAAAGACCCUUCCUCCCCCUCUUCUUCCUCUUCCCCCUCCCCACCCGAAAACGCCAUCGACCAAGCAAAACCAAAACCAAAAGCAAAACCCGUCGGCAUCAUCCUCCCCCUCGCCUACCCCAACAACACCGGCUGGCUCGGCUUCUUCGUCGUCGACGCCGCGUACCGCGGCACCGGCGCCGGCGGCGGCCUCCUCUUCCGCGCCGCGCUCGACGACCUCGCGCGCCGCGGCGCCCGCCGCGUCGGCCUCGACGGCGUGCGCGAGCAGGUCGCCACGUACGGCCGCCGCGGGUUCGUCGAGCGCGGCCGCGUGAAGCUGAUGCAGGUGCGGGCGCAGGCGCAGGCGACGUCGGGGGAGGUGGGGGAGUUGGCGGCGGUGCAGCAGGAGGACGAGGAGGAGGACUUGGGUGGGAUGGCGGCGGCGGUGGUCGUUAAGACUUUGGAUGAGGUGCGGCCGCCGGCGCUGGUGGCGGCGGAUGAGCGGGUGACGGGGUUGCGGAGGACGGGGCUGUGGACGGAGGAGCUGUUGGCGGGGCGGGGCGAUGCGUGGGGGUUUGCGGCGGUGGUGGGGGGCGAAGAGAGCGGUGGCGGUGGCGGUGGCGAUGGGAGGGGAGGGGAUGAGCGUGUGCUGGGCUUCGUGCUUGUGAGGUCCUGCCAGCAUGGAUACCGCGUGGGUCCGCUGUAUGCGCCGUCGCGCGGCUGGGCGAGAGCACUGCUCCUGCGGGCCAUGCAGAAGAUCGAGAGCUUCGGUGCCGCGGCCGCGGGGAAGUCGCUGGUCGCUGAGGUGUGGGGUGAGAAUCCCGUGGCCGUUGAGACGUUCGAAGGGCUGGGUUGGGAGUAUAGUGGGAUGGACUACUCGCGCAUGUGGCUGAACGGGGAGGAGACGGAGGCGCAGAAGAAAGGCGGGUUGGCGGAGAAGGAAGUGUUUGCUUGGUUCGAUGCUGGGGAGGGCUGA
Molecule: messenger RNA, 1116 nt
Organism: Diplodia corticola
Lineage: Eukaryota; Fungi; Ascomycota; Dothideomycetes; Botryosphaeriales; Botryosphaeriaceae
Product: gcn5 family acetyltransferase
Exons: 2
Coding region: 1-1116 (371 amino acids)
Molecular function (GO): acyltransferase activity, transferring groups other than amino-acyl groups
Source: RefSeq, a predicted model, not a curated record